Boleophthalmus pectinirostris (great blue-spotted mudskipper) is the source of this 1317-nucleotide messenger RNA. RefSeq names its product trafficking protein particle complex subunit 3 (gene trappc3). Gene Ontology annotation, biological process: intra-Golgi vesicle-mediated transport; endoplasmic reticulum to Golgi vesicle-mediated transport. The coding region runs from base 213 to 755 and encodes 180 amino acids. Gene Ontology annotation, cellular component: TRAPP complex; cytosol; cis-Golgi network membrane. Lineage: Eukaryota; Metazoa; Chordata; Actinopteri; Gobiiformes; Gobiidae. The record is from RefSeq and is a predicted model, not a curated record. The transcript has 5 exons.
AGACAACAUCCAAUUUUUUAAUUUUAAUUUUUUUUUAUUUUUUAAAUAAAACCUUCCAAAGAUACUAACCGGAAGCACUUUGACUUUCCGUGUUCGCUUGACACUCCUAACCUCAUUAGCGCUGGGCAUUUACGGAAGAUUCAGUAACAAUCAAAUAAAUAAAGGAUUACUUCUGACCUUUCUAACGGUGUUAGCCUGUAACAGUGUCCACAAUGUCCAGGCAAUCUAACCGAGCGACAGACAGCAAGAAAAUGAACUCAGAGUUGUUCACUUUGACAUAUGGGGCCUUAGUCACACAGCUUUGUAAAGACUAUGAGAAUGAUGAGGAAGUCAACAAGCAGUUAGAUAAAAUGGGUUAUAACAUUGGAGUGCGCUUGAUUGAGGACUUUCUGGCACGCUCCAGUAUUGGCAGGUGUCAGGAUUUCCGAGAAACGGCUGAUGUCAUUGCUAAGGUUGCUUUUAAAAUGUACCUGGGGAUAACUCCGAGUGUGACUAACUGGAGCCCAGCAGGAGAUGAGUUCUCUCUGAUUCUUGAGAACAACCCUCUGGUGGACUUUGUGGAGCUACCGGACAACCACAGCACCCUCAUCUACUCCAAUCUGCUGUGUGGCAUCCUCCGAGGAGCUCUAGAAAUGGUCCAGAUGGCUGUAGAUGUCCGGUUUGCCCAGGACACUCUUAGAGGGGACAAUGUGACAGAAAUCCGUAUGAGGUUCAUUAAAAGGAUCGAGGAGAACCUUCCAGCAGGAGACGAAUGAGGAAACCAACAAAAUUCAUAUAUCUUUUGUACAAUGAAGAUGAUUUUCAACCCUAUAUAUUGAGACUGAAACACUGAGGAUGAAUGAACAUAAUCAAAUAUCAGCAGUUGUAAAGAUGAUGAUCACAAGCAUAAUUAACUCCAAUGUGUUUGCUCCUUUUCUGUGUGGAAAAAUGUCUUGUCUGUAUUAAAGGUGUACUAUGUAACUUUUUCAUUGGUGGGUCUGCCAUCUUGUCUCCAUGGAGACGUUACUGCCUUGCCAGUAAUGUUCCACUGUAUGAUGCUAAAUCCUCAUUUAUUUUGUAUAUUAUAUUUAUUUUUUUCUUAUUAAUUGAAAAUACCUUGAAACACAUGCAAUCUUACUGAGUUGUUGCUUCAUGAUUUAGAAGUUUAAUUCUAUGCUUUGGAGCAUUCCAGAAAAAGCAGAAGCUUCAUGGAGACAAAAAUGUAAGAGAUCCUCCACCAUAAAAGUUACAUAGUAUACCUAAUAAUUUCUUUAUAAAAUAUCCACUAAACAUUUAUCUUGUACAGCUUUUUAUUGUUAUUAAACUUUCUGAAAUCCA